AUGCCCUCAUAUCCUCCUAUGACGCCUGAAAAUGGCUCCAACUUUACGAGAAUCAUUCACACCGACACAUACCCAUUCAUCGAUAGUCUAACAAAUCCCAGUCAUGAUGGCCGUGCUGUCUUUAUUACAGGAGGCAAUCGAGGAAUUGGAAGGGCCAUUGCCAUUUCAUUCGCGAGAGCAGGGGCCUCUUUUAUCGGACUGGGGUGCCCGGACGGCUUUGGAAAUGUGAAGUUUGACAUUGAGAAUGCAGCAAACGAAGCAGGGAAGUCUUUUCCAAAGGUGUUAUGCCUGAAUCUGGACGUGACGAGCGGUAAGUCAGUGGAAGAAGCUGCGCUAGAAGUACAGAAACACUCGUCUAGGCUGGAUGUGCUGGUAAACAACGCCGGAUUCAUGACACCUGCGCUUCCGGUCAUCGAAGCGGACGAGGACAAUUGGUGGAAGACUUUCGAAGUCAAUCUAAAGGGCAUAUUUCUCAUGAGCAAGUCCUUCACGCCUCUUUUGACUGCGACAGUGGAUGGGUUGAAAACAAUGGUAAACAUCAAUUCCGUCGCAGCUCACAAUAUUCGUCCCGAGGCAAGUGCAUACGGGACGUCCAAAUGGGCAGUGUUGAAAUUUACGGAGUUUUUGCUUGUAGAGCAAGCCAAGAAAGGCCUUUUGGCGUUCUCUGUGCAUCCUGGGGGAAUCAUGACCCAGCUGGCUGAAGCAAUGCCUAAAGAAACACAUGCCGGAUUCACGGAUAAACCGGAAUUGACUGGGGACACGAUUGUUUUUCUCACCCAGGAGAGGCGCGAGUGGCUUGCUGGCAGGUAUCUUAGUUGCACAUGGGACAUGCAAGAGCUUCUUGAGAGAGAAGACGAGAUCACAAAAGGCGACAAGUUCAAAGUCCGUCUUGUUCUGUGA
Messenger RNA from Talaromyces atroroseus, 900 nucleotides. RefSeq lists its product as hypothetical. The record is from RefSeq and is a predicted model, not a curated record. Lineage: Eukaryota; Fungi; Ascomycota; Eurotiomycetes; Eurotiales; Trichocomaceae. The coding region runs from base 1 to 900 and encodes 299 amino acids. Gene Ontology annotation, molecular function: oxidoreductase activity, acting on the CH-OH group of donors, NAD or NADP as acceptor. The transcript has 3 exons.